AUCAUUUAUUUAAAGAAGUAUGCCUAAUCUGUCAGUCGGUCGUUUUAUGGCCAUGUAUCUCACGCUGUUUGGAUACCUUGGGGAUGCUUACGCUGGGGCUGUUUUACUGAACUCUAAUGCCAUCAAGAACGUGCCCGGUGGCGCUGACACGGUUAGCCCGAGCCCACGUCCUUCUUCAUCAGGUAACGACGGACAGAAGGCAGUCCUGGACACUUUGCAGGUAAGCAACUGCACUAAAAGCUCUAGCAAAGCUCUAGCAGCUGUGCGUAAUACCAACACUAACCUAUGCCCAAGCGCUUCUUGGGCACUUUAUCUUACCCUUACCUACGCUAUUACUGAAAUGCGUUUUGCAAUUCUAUUCCAAUUAAAGUAAAUAUUGUGUUAUGUCUUUAUGUUAGCUUACUUGCACAUAUGAUGAUGAGUGUGGGACGGAUGAAUUCUGCAACGAUAUCCGAGGCGCGUGCCUCCCGUGCCGAAAGAUCCGGAAGCGGUGCGGAAGAGAUUCUAUGUGCUGUGCUGGGAACCGCUGCAUCACUGGUGAGCUCAACAUAUGCAAAUGUUACAUGUUUGUUUUUCCAACCAUUUUCAGAUCAUUACACUUGUAAUCCAUGCGAGGACUUUGAUGUAUUGACGUUUAAUGGGAGGGUGUAUUGUAAUUAUCUUGAAAACUUUACUUGUGUUCAAUUGAAGUGACUGGAUGAUACCAUGUGCCUUUUUCCUCAGGUGUUUGUCAGGCCAGUGAUCAAGAUGCUGAAACUGCAGUCACUACCAGUGAGAAUAGGCAGAACAAAACCAUGGAACACUAUGGCAAGAGACUGCCUCUGCCCCAAGGUCAACCACACCAUUCUGUUAAAGGUAGGUGUGCAUUACACAUGCACACACAGUCCCAGUACCACCCAUAAAGAUCCAAUAGAUUUGUCCUUUCCACCAGUCCCCUGGGAAUAAAUUACCAUUAAAAACACAAAGCCAAGGGGGUUGAAAGGAAACUUUUGAUUUUCAAAAUUCCAGCUGUGAGGCCUUUCCAACAGAACCCUUCAUAUUCCUCUCUCUAGGUCAGGAAGGUGACAACUGCCUAAGGUCCUCCGACUGCUCUGUGGGUCUGUGCUGUGCACGCCACUUCUGGUCUCGUAUCUGUAAGCCGGUGCUGACGGAGGGCCAGGUGUGCACGCGUCACCGUAGGAAAGGCGGCCAUAGCCUGGAGCUGUUCCAGCGCUGCGACUGUGGAGAUGGCCUCUCCUGCAGACUGGAAAGAGGAGAGAAAGACCCCGGAGUCAGCAGGACCGCAGCCCGGAACCUACACACCUGCCAGAGACGCUGACACACA
Molecule: messenger RNA, 1324 nt
Organism: Coregonus sp. 'balchen'
Lineage: Eukaryota; Metazoa; Chordata; Actinopteri; Salmoniformes; Salmonidae
Source: the annotation of a GenBank genome assembly